Salmo salar (Atlantic salmon) is the source of this 4186-nucleotide messenger RNA. Its product is annotated as RING finger protein unkempt homolog. Gene Ontology annotation, molecular function: metal ion binding; mRNA CDS binding. Lineage: Eukaryota; Metazoa; Chordata; Actinopteri; Salmoniformes; Salmonidae. Gene Ontology annotation, biological process: cell morphogenesis involved in neuron differentiation. The record is from RefSeq and is a predicted model, not a curated record.
ACUGGGCUUCCUCUCGUCAGCGAUUUGGUAGUGAGUGGAAACGCCACCCGAACGCUUCACAUUUAUACAUCCGGUGAAAUAUCUGGUUAAAUCUGUGGUACUUUAUCUUUGCUUACACUUCCUGGUACCAGGCGCAAGCGUACAACAGUAAAGAAUGCGGACUUCGUCGCACACUGGAUACUGAACUCGGGUAGGAAAGCUAUAAAGAGGAAAAUUAUGUCGAAAACACAUACACAGCCCCCGUCCUCGUCGGUGGCUACGACCACCGGUGGACCUUCCUCCUCAUCGUCCUCCUCGCCCGCAGGAGGCACGACGUCUCCCGCCAACGUCCUGCACGUACAGCCUGAGAAACCUCAACACUACACGUAUCUGAAGGAGUUCAGGACAGAACAGUGUCCUCUGUUUGUGCAGCACAAGUGUACCCAGCACCGACCCUUUGCCUGCUUCCAUUGGCACUUCCUGAACCAGCGGCGCCGCAGACCCAUCCGCAGGCGGGAUGGAACCUUCAACUACAGCCCAGACGUAUACUGUACCAAAUACGACGAGAGCACAGGCACCUGCCCUGAUGCGGACGAAUGUCCGUUGCUGCAUGGUACGGCAGGCGACACAGAGCGGAGGUAUCAUCUGAGGUACUAUAAGACGGGCUCCUGUAUCCACGAGACGGACGGGAAGGGCCACUGCGGUAAGAACGGCUCCCACUGCGCCUUCGCACACGGAUCACAUGACCUACGAUGUCCCGUCUACGACGUCAGGGAGGUGCAGGUGAUGGAGUCUCAGGGGGGGUCGGGGGCUGCAGAGGGAGGAGGAGGGGAUGGGCUGGUGGCUAGUACCGCCCUCAUUGAGAAGAUCUUGAGUGAGGAACCCCGUUGGCAGAAUAACAACUAUGUGUUGUCCCACUACAAGACAGAUCUAUGUAAAAAACCUCCUCGUCUGUGUCGCCAAGGUUACGCCUGUCCCUACUACCACAACAGCAAAGACAGGCGGCGUAGUCCACACAAACACAAAUACAGAGCGCUGCCGUGCCCAGCGGUAAAGCACAGUGAGGAGUGGGGAGACCCCAGUAAGUGUGAAGGUGAAGAGGGUUGCCAGUACUGCCACACACGCAGCGAGCAGCAGUUUCACCCUGAGAUUUAUAAAUCCACCAAGUGUAAUGACAUGCAGCAGUGUGGCAGCUGCCCCAGAGGCCCCUUCUGUGCCUUUGCACACCUAGACAACAAGCCCCCUAUCAGUGAAGAACCCUUGUUUCAGACCCCCAGCUCCCCACCAGGCCCACUGGACCUGGGAUGUUCCAGCCCUGGGGGCCGAGGUGGGAGGUCUGGGUCUCUGUCUGGAGGGCCGUUCACCCCGUUAGGGGGGUUGUGUGUGGCAGAGCAGGGCCUAUUAGGGAAGGUGCUGUCGCUGUGUGAGGACGUAUGUGUGGGAAGUGAACCCCUCUCCCCCUGGGCUAGAGAGGGGGGGUACGGUAGGGCACCGGGGUACGAGAGGGAAGACCAGGCCAAACAGAAGAGUUUUGCCAUGGAGCAACGCAACAGAGAAAUGGCGUACCAUCUCAGCAAACAGGACCUGCUGGUGUUCCUCCCAGUGGGUAGUCCUCUGAGUCUGUCCUCCAGUGUUCCCUCCAGCCUGGCAGCCACCCCUCCCAGCCCGGCCCCUCCAGGACCCCUCCACCACGGACCCCCAGCACCAGGCCUUUCCUCAGGCAUGAAUGCCAACGCACUGCCCUUCUACCCCACCAGCGACACCGUCGAGUCUGUAGUUGAGUCAGCUCUGGAUGACCUGGACCUGAAUGUCUUUGGGAUGUCUGCCCUGGAGAGAAGCCUGGACAGCAGCUCAGCUCUGCCCCGAGCCAUGCUGGGAGGGAACCAGCUCAAGAGUUCGGCUCCUGUCAACAUCCCAGGAUCCCUCUGCAGCUCCGCCCCUUUCAGCUCGCCCUCGCCCUCGCCACCAAUCAGAGCCCACCAGUCACCAUUCUUCUCCGCUCAUCUAUCGCAGCCUGGACAAUCAGAAAGCAGCUUCUUGGGGCCAUCUCAUAGCUCUCUAGGUCUGAAUGGUAUGAGCAGUAGUAUCUGGGAGCAUCAGUCAGGCCAGGGUUCUCCCGGUACACCGCCGGCCCUGCUACCCACCAUGGGCCAGAGCAUGGAGGCAGCCCGGGUCCGACAGGAACUAGACGAUGCUAACAGACUACUGAAACACUGGGACCACACCUGGAGACAUACAGCACAGGCGUGGGUGGCGUUGAAGUCGGAUGCGGAGGAGUCUCGUGGCUCGGCCGGUCGGUUAGCUUUACAAGCGGAGCGUGCCAGGCAGGAUGAGGAGGAGGCGCAGAGACAGACCUCCUUCCUCCAGGAGGCGCUGGACGGCAUGAGGACAGGAGAAAACCCCCACCUGGCCCUGCACCAGCUACAGCUGAUCCACAGACUGCCUGUAGAGUGUGUGGUCAGUCUGCAGGCCCAGCUCUGUACAUGUCUACACACCGUGGAGCAGGUGGUGUAUAGAAAGCAGAGGCAGUGUUGUGUGAUGUGUGGAGGGCAGGGCUCAGUCUCUCAGCCCUGUAGACACGGUCUGCAGUGUGACAGCUGCUCUGCAGAGUGCCCCCUCUGCCCAGAACAGACCCUGGAUCAGUUAUCCUGACCUAACUCCUCAACUAGCUACAGCUCGGCGGAUCCCCCAACACUGAUCUCAGACCAGCCCUAGUCACUUACUCAAAACAGCCCAGUUGACCCUAAAACUAAGUGACAGACUUUAGACCAGAUCCAAACCAGUUGUUCUAACGCUAUAGAGUAUAGGUAGAUACUCUGUUGUUUCUUUCCUCUGAUCCUAGAUCAGAUAUCCUCACCCAGAGACCAGCCUGCUGUCCCUAUAGUCAAAUGAUUCAAGAUCAGAAAUAUUUUACUCAAACACUGCCUGUGCAUAACAAAUGAUUCGGGAUCAGCUCUCCUCACUACAGACCUGACUUUCACCAUUACGAACUUAACCACACAACUGACUCCGAGUCAGUUAAGGGCACGCUUGACUUCUGUUCCAUGACGCUACAGCCUAAUGCCUCGAUCACACCGACAGCGUCAUUAAGUUUUGACACUCCAGAAGUACAUUGAUUUCCAAUGGAACGCUGUGUUUGCCUUGCAGCGACAGUUGCAGUGCGUUCUGUGUGACGCAUACAUUUUGAUUUAUCCAAUGUAUGUGUCAAACUGUAUGCAUAGAUGGUUUGACAGAAAUGGAAGCAGAAGGUGAAUGUUGAACUUUUGUUGUAUACAUAUCCAGAUGAUGCUGCCUACUAUUUUCCACAAUUACGCUGUCAGUGUGAUUGAGGCGUUAGGGACCACCGUUGAAGACUGCUGGGAGUACAAUUUCUUAGUUUUUACAGUUAAAAUAAAAACAUUUUCUAUUUUUCAUAGAAUUUUCAGGCUUUUUCUAGAGAAGUGAAGGCAAAGUCAGUGGUUAUUGUUUUGCUAACGAGACUUCUAGUCAGAGGAGGAAUAGGCAAGCAUCUCAAUCGUUUAAAAAGGCUUCUUCUCCCUUCGCACUCUGAAACUACAGGAAGGGAAUACGGUGGAGGUCUAUAAAGAAAUUACAGAUGAAGGAAUGACAGCCCUGUUUAGACUAUUUGGAUGCAGCAUUUUGUGUGUUACGAAUAGUCUCUGUACGUGACUGACUCUCAGGUUUGCUGUCUGUAAUAGUAUUCUUUAACUGGAAAGAUGGGGGCAUGUUAACACAAUCUUGAAAAAUAUACUAGUCAAUUGUGUAGUCUUUGAAAUGAUGUAUAUUAGUUAAUUUAAUAACAAGGUGCUUCAUGUUAACUCAAAUACCAUUUAGUUUCUGUCAAACAACCAGACUUUAAAAAAUAAAUAAAUCAAGGUAUCAUUUUGGGGGGGGGGGCAUAAUUUACAUUUCUAAGCAUUUUAACAUUUCACAGUAUUUCAAACGGGUGUCAAAUAUACAUUGUUUUUGUAUGUCAUAAUUACCCCUUGCACUGACCACACCAGCUAUCAGGUACCACCUCUGCUUUGGACGCAGCAGGGGUGUGUGUGCUUGUGUUGCUAUCCGGUGAAAAGACGUGAUCACUGUGAAGAACACCUGCACUAUACACAGACACACACCUGGCACACAGUCCAUCCCUUUACUGCAUCCACCAACUGUUUAAUUGAGUCUGUUUUGGUAUAGAACAAUAAAAUACAUGUCUAUUGUU